CCCAAGAUAUUUCCUCUUCUUUCCCAAUCGCCAGAGAAAGCAUCAACCCAAACCCUAUACCAUCCUCGUCUUCGUCUUCGCUGGCUUCGCUUCUCUCGUGCUCUCAUGGUGGCUGCGAGGCCUCCUCCACUGCCGCCGCUCAUCGCCGACGAACUCCCGAGUUCCAAUCAUGGAGACCUGCGACCACCGCGCGGUUGCUGACUCGCUGACGUCCCGAUACUGUGAUUGGGUGCACGACGCUCUUGAAGAUUUCCCUGACGCUUUCCUCAUCACUGACCCCGCUAUAGCUGGCCAUCCGAUCGUGUUUGCCAGCCGUGGGUUCCUCUCCAUGUCUGGCUAUGCUAGUGAGGAGGUUGUUGGCCGGAAUGGGCGCAUGUUCCAGGGUCCCGGGACGAGCCGGCGCUCUGUGAUGGAGAUCCGUGAGGCUAUCCGUGAGGAGAGGACGCUCCAGAUUAGCCUCCUCAACUACCGCCGUGAUGGUUCACCUCAUUGGAUCCUGUUCCAUUUGUGUCCCGUCUUCGCCCCCUGCGAUGGCCACCGCCGCGUUGUUCACUUUCUCUCUGUCCAGAUUCCUAUUCCGAAGCGAUCCCGGAGGACUGUCGUUGUCUCGACGACGUGCCGUGAUGCGAUGCGGAUGGACGCCGAUUUGGAAUUAGAUCUUGCCAAUGAUGAUAGGGGAUUCGAGGUUGAGGAGUGGAGGGAGGCGGGAGAGUGGGAAAAGGAAAAGGCGGCGAGCGUCGCCGGAGAGAUUUUGUCGGCGCUGGCGAGGUAUGGAAAGCUUUCGAGCGGGAAGAGGGCCGGUGUCGUGCUCCCGCGUCCGCUGAGUUCGGCUUUGAAUAUCUCUCUCGGUAGAAUCAAACAGAGCUUUGUACUGACGGAUCCUCAUUUGCCGGACAUGCCGAUUGUUUAUGCGAGUGAUGGAUUCUCCAGUUUGACAGGCUAUUCUAGACUUGAAGUUUUGGGCCGUAAUUGUAGAUUUUUGAAUGGACCUGGCACAGAUACAAAAGUAUUAAAUCAGAUAAAAGACAGUAUUAAAGCAGAGAAAGCCUGUGCUGUGCGAUUAUUAAACUACAGGAAAGACAGAAGCCCAUUCUGGAACUUGCUUCACAUUUCUCCUGUGCGAAAUGCGUCUGGCAAGAUCGCAUUCUAUGUAGGAGUUCAGAUAGAGGAGGGUUCCAAGAGCAAUGAACAUGGACUGAGCCCGGAGAUGAGGCAAUUAGGCACAGUAGGUCAAGUGAAAGUAGCAGUGAGGAGCAUAUCUUCAGGAGCAGGUACCUCAAGGUUGUCAUCAUAGAAACCCUGCCUGGAUAGUGUCUACACUUUGUAUUUCAUUUUUAGGUUUGUAAUUAUGUAAUUGAGGUGCUUUGCUUCUCAUGCCUGCUUAACGAAAGAUGAAAUAAUGCCUCUUGAUUUCAACCAAGAGUUGAAGGCCCAUUACCAUGCUUCUCUCUCAUAACUUAAUUGAUCAAAUGAAUAGAAAAAAAAAAAUCAUAUAUUUGUUUUCA
Molecule: messenger RNA, 1505 nt
Organism: Dioscorea cayenensis subsp. rotundata (Guinea yam)
Lineage: Eukaryota; Viridiplantae; Streptophyta; Magnoliopsida; Dioscoreales; Dioscoreaceae
Product: protein TWIN LOV 1
Exons: 7
Coding region: 170-1294 (374 amino acids)
Cellular component (GO): nucleus
Source: RefSeq, a predicted model, not a curated record